Columba livia (rock pigeon) is the source of this 1679-nucleotide messenger RNA. RefSeq names its product Rieske Fe-S domain containing (gene RFESD). Gene Ontology annotation, molecular function: 2 iron, 2 sulfur cluster binding. NCBI's taxonomy places the organism in Eukaryota, Metazoa, Chordata, Aves, Columbiformes, Columbidae. The record is from RefSeq and is a predicted model, not a curated record. The transcript is spliced from 5 exons. Bases 391 to 975 code for a protein of 194 amino acids.
GUGGUGGGGGGUUUUAGGGUUUAUUAGGAACAAGGGUUUAUUAGGAACCAUGUUGCAAGGGUUUAUUAGGAACCACGCAGCUGCUGAUCUGAAAUGAACACAUAACAUGAUGGUCCCACGUGGAGGACGUGGUGAUGGCCCGGGCUGGUGGGGAGGAAGGAGGAACCUGCAGCUCUCCCCUCCCGUUAUCAGCGCAGCCCCAGCACAUCCCUGCUCCUUAUCAGCCCUGGCAGAGCUGUGUCCCGCGGCGCUGAGCCUCUGUACAUCCUGCCCCCUACGCUAUAGGGGCCAGCCCCUCUGCUGGAGUCUGCACGUAAAGCCGGGCACACCGGGCACGCCGUUAGAUGUGAGCGGACAGAACAGCUGUGGCGGGCACGGCGAGGAGAGGCGAUGCUGGACCUCGUCAUCCUGAGCCUCCACUUCUUCCUCUGCUUCCUCAUCUCCCUCGCGAUCUGGCGCCGACGUGAGGAUGUGGCUUUGCACGGCUCAAGUACAGGAACAGUUGAAACGGGGCCAGAUGGCCUUAUAUUAAUCGGCAAAGAAGAUGACAUAAAGAAGUCUGGAAGAGUAACAGCCAAGGUCGAUGGCAGAGAAGUUGUUGUUUUCUACCAUGAAGGGAAAUUUCAUGCUAUGGACUCUCGCUGCUACCAUGAAGGAGGCGCUUUACGUCUGGGAGACAUUGAGGAUAUCGAUGGCCAAGCAUGUAUUGUUUGUCCUUGGCAUAAGUACGUAAUUACUUUGGAAACAGGAGAAGGAUUAUAUGAAGGAGUAGAUCCUUUGGAGCCAUCACCAACACCACAGUGGCGAUCAAAAGGGGUCAAACAAAGGAUCCACAAAGUCACGGUAGACAGUGGGAAUGUUUAUGUGAGCCCUCCAGAUUUCUCUGUGAAAUUCGACUCUGAUUAUUUCGCUGAAAAGUACAGAAAGAAUGAAUUAAAUUUGGAAAAAAUGUGCAACUCAAAACCAGCCAAGUAAGUUGUGGCCAGAAAGCUGAACGCUGGUGAAUGCCCCAAAGAAGAAACAUUGUCGUGAGAUAAAAAACAUGCCAUGGCCAUAAAGAUUGUCUCCAGAUUAAAUUCUGGUGUUAACGUUGUGUUAAAACACUGAAACACGUAGGACUGGGUAAGAUAAGAAGCUCUGCUUUGUCAGAAAUGUGAUUGAUCUUGUGCCAAUGAAAUUUUUAUUUGCACUUGCAUGUCAAAAAGAAUUAUUUACAGCAGAGUGCUUCAUAGUACUUGAUAUUUUAGAAAUCUUAUUUUGAUAGUAUUGUUUUAAUUUUUCAGAGGGGAUAUAGUAUAUUACUACUUAAACAUGUUACAUAGUUUAAGUUAAAUAGUCAGGUGUAAAGGUUAUGUUUAUAUAUACUCAACAGUUUAUACUUAUGAUGCCUUUGGAAUGACAUGGAAAUUUUUAAUCUUUUAGAUACCUGAGCAAUCUCUGGAUGUUUAAUAAGUGUCACAAAGAAAAGUACAAAACUUGAGUGUAUUUAAUGAGCUUUUUUAUGCCUCUUUGUCUAUUACUACUGUGAUUCCAUAGAAGUAUUCAUUUUCCUAAUCCCCAGUGAACUCCUUUUGGUAGUUCACCAAAUAAAUGUGACACGCAUUUGUCAUUUAUGGCUUGUUCUUCCUGAUUCUGUUGGACAAGAAAGAAGCUAUUUGGUAUAAAAACCUGAUACAUAA